CUCAUCCUUCCACCAUCAGGGUGCUAAUGUUCUAAUGCCAACCUUCGUCCGUCUUCAUUCAUCAUUCAUUCAAUCGCCAUCUCCCUUUACUUGGCCCAUCGCCUUCUUGUUUCGCUUCGAUUUUAUUUUCUCUUCAGCAUCUAUUAAUCGCACCGACUACACUGCUGCUUGAGAACACAUACUCUGCACUCUCGCUUUGUUACGUCACACGGCAAACGUUUCUUUCUUGGCCGCAUCAUACCCUACCCGAUCCAGCGAGCAGCAUCAUGGGGCUCGACAACGACGCCCGGGGGUGGAUCAUGACCGCCGUGAGCGGCAUAGCCUGCACAUUUGGAGCAUCGAUAAUAUGUGUCGAUGUGCUGAUCCGGCAAAUUCCUGGGAAGCAGGACUUUCGAAUCCAAGACAGCAAUGCCUUUUUAUCCUCCGGGUUGAGUCUCUCGUUCGGCGUCAUGAUAUUCUCUUCGCUUUAUAGUAUGCUUCCUUCUUCCAAAAACUAUCUGCAAAAGGGCGGCAUGACCCCAAAAGCUGCGACAUUCACCAUGAUUGGGUGUUUCCUGACUGGUGCUCUCGGUAUUGCUGUGGUAUCUCAGAUCCUACAUCGAUACAUUCCCCAUUCGGUGGUCGACUGCGACAACGACCAUGGUGACGAAGAGGAAGGGAAACUUGAUGACGAGCAUCAUGCAUCCCAUCAUCACCACCAUCACGACCAUGCCCACAGCAGCCACGGCGAGCAAAGCAACGGCCAUUCCAAAAGUAACGGCACCACCCACAUGUCAUCGAGCCAUUCCUCGUAUGGCGCGACGGAUGAGUAUCAGCCCUCUCCUUCAUUGGCUCGGAGACCCUCGUUGCACACAGCCAUAUCCUCAAAAGUGUCGCAACUCGUCCACGGCCAUAAGCAAUUUUGUGACGUCAACGGCCAGUGUUUUGGCUGUGCCGAUCCUUACGGAAACAAUUUCCUCCAAAAGCGGCCUUCCAUUCUCUCCCUUCACACCGCUUCGACCAAAACUUCAGUGCGUCCCAGCGGUCACAGAAUUCAGACGCAGCCAGGCGAACGGCAGCCUCUUCUCCAGGAUAGUGCCGCUACAUCGAGUCCCCUUACGCCUACCGUGUCUGGCCCUGCCGCUAUGGAGAGCUCACAUAGUGACUCUUCUGCUCCGUUCAAGAGCCAGACAGUACAUAAGAAGCAUAGCGACGACUCUCUCUCAUCACACGCAUCUACAUCCUCAUCGUCUGCUUCUGCUACUUCUUCCACGCACAGCCACGGAAAGCAGCAUCACCACCACGUCCCCACCAAUGUGUUUCUCUCCAUCGGUCUUCAAACCAGUACAGCUAUCGCAUUGCACAAGAUCCCCGAGGGAUUCAUCACGUACGCCACCAACCACGCGAAUCCACGUCUCGGCUUCUCCAUCUUCCUCGCCCUCUUCAUCCACAACAUCACCGAGGGCUUUGCGCUGGCCCUGCCCCUAUACCUGGCCAUCAAUUCCCGGUGGAAAGCCAUGUUUUGGUCCGCCUUGCUGGGUGGAAUAUCGCAGCCUCUUGGUGCGGGAGUAGCCGCAUUGUGGUUCCGCAUCGCAAAGAGAGGCGUGGGUGCUGGCGAAGGAGCAGGCGAACCAGGGGAGACGGUGUACGGGGCCAUGUUUGCGGUGACGGCAGGCAUAAUGGCCAUGGUCAGCUUGCAGCUCCUUGGAGAGAGUCUGGAUCUGACGCUCUCGAGGCGACUGUGCUUUAUAAGCGCGUUCUGUGGUAUGGGUAUUUUGGGACUGAGCAGUGCGUUGACUGCGUGA
This is a messenger RNA of Periconia digitata, 1784 nucleotides long. Lineage: Eukaryota; Fungi; Ascomycota; Dothideomycetes; Pleosporales; Periconiaceae. The record is from the annotation of a GenBank genome assembly.